UGCAGUCUACACUGCAGAGAGAGAGAGAGAGAGAGAGAAGCACACUCACAUUCAUUAAGUAAGGCAGCUCUUGUCACUAAUGUAAUAAUCUCCACCAGUACACAGGCAGACGCGCAUACACACAACACUAAGUGCAAAUCUAAAAUAGCAUCUUCGGCAGACACGAGCAGAAAUCAGCCUACAUCAAGGUUAUUCAUCAGUCAAACAGAAGGGCACUGUGCCAGACCUGCAGCUAACAGAUUCAUCCCUGAAGAGAGGAAAGCCAGCACACAGGAGGAUCUAAGGCUGCAGAUUCUCAUCUGCCAAGAAAAACAGCUUAUCUGCAAGGAACUGGAGGAGGCAGCCACAUUCCUGGAGCAGGUGGAGAGGCUGCAAUCCACUGUGAGGCAACUAACGAAAAAGGAGGCUACAGAGGUGAAUAUACCAUUGUGAAAGAACUAGACACGAAGAGGUGGAACCACUGGAUUUUUAAUCCAUUUUCACUGCAGAUGGGAAUGAGAAGUCAGUAGGGCAAGAAUAAGUAAACAUUGCAAAGGCCAGAAAUGGGUUUAUCCUAACACCAGCUGGGAGAUGUGUCUGAGGUUUAUGUUUAACCAAUGUUGUUCUAGCUACUGAAAAUUACUGUAAAGCAGUUACACCUCGCACCAGAAAUUGCUUGUUCUUCAAGUGAGGCCAGGAAAACCGCAGUGAAAGAAAGAGGCUAUUUUUGUGUGCUUUUCCUGAGCUCUGAUGUCUUUCCUCUACCAAAGACUAAAGAAAGUGCAUAACACUGGCUGCUCAUGGAUAACAGAGAGCAGAAUAUCUAACUGGAAUCUAAAAAAGCAGUCCUGGAAAGCCCUGGCAUGACACAAAUAUUGUCUGUCCUGCUGUGAAUAUUGUAUUAGCAUGUGCCAUUUAGAGAACCCUGAACCAUUUGGGCUACAGAGGUACUGAUCAUUUGUCCCAUAAAAAACUGAAAACAUCACUGCAGAAAAGAAGGAGGUCACUUUCUAAAAAUAACAAAAUUUCACUUCAAGAGAGUACCAUCUUUUUGCAGUGUUUGCAUUGAUUGCAUCUGGCUUGGAUCAGGCCUUCUUGAAGUUGUACUGGCUGAGAGUACCAUGAUUGCUGCUAUUCCCAGAUUAUGGGCUUGUAGUGACAACAAGAAAUACCUAUUCUUGGAAGUUUCAGAGGAUAAGACGGCAAAUCUACAGUACCAUGUACCUUCUCCACCUGUGAUCUCCAGGAAUACUUUGAGUGGGUUGUUUCCAGCUGUGUAAUAGGAUUGAGCAUCUGAGUUUUCUACAGUGAAGAAAAGAAUAUACUGGAUAAGACACCACUCUUUUACCCAGAGCUGUCCCCUUUGCAUAUGGACAAUAAAGAUUUCUAAAUACAAUUCAGUAUACAGGAAGAGACUCAGUUACAACAGAAAACCAACCACAUCAAACAUUUCCCAAUUGUGCCAUAGUCUAUUAAUGCAUGGCUUUAUUUAAGAAUAAAAAGACAGAAGGGAGUCAUUUGCCAUUAAGUACUGUACCUGAUUUUUACAAUACCAAUGGUCUACAAAUAUGAUCAUACAUUUUGAAAAGCCACAUUGAUGUUUGAAGGUGUGCAAAACACCUGUAUAAUGAACCACAGCACUCUGUCUCUAGGCAUAAGACAAAGGCAUAGAAAUAGACGGACUUGAGAAUCCUUAAAAGUAAAACAGGAUACCAGUGUUUUAUGAUUUAAGUCCAGUAAAUGUCCUGUCAAACAGUGACAACGAGCAGUUUCCUACUCCAAUUCUAGAACUCCUUAACUGACAGAGAGGGUGAAUGGUAAUAUUUUUGUAGUAUUGUUCAACAUUCUGUUCAGCUUUUGGUGGAAGGCAGUACCACACCUUAAAUGCAUCAAUAGCUAUAUUAUAGUGUCUUUCUUGCAUGUGAUUCACUGUACACAAUAAAGGAUGAAAUGCAUAUUUCUUUGAGUGUUUUCUGCACAUUGGUAAAGGAUAUCGAUCCUCCAGCUCACUGCUCCUAAUGUCUUGUCUGAAGCGGCAACAGGUCCUCAUUAAGAUGGAGGCAAUGAAAAUAAUUCAAUCAGAGAAGUUUUCAGAGUGCCAGAACUCCCAGCAACGCUAUGUGCCACCACCAAGACGAGAACCUCCUCUUGCUCCUAAACAGGUGUGGCCCUCAGAAUCAGAAAUUAUUGUCAAUCAAGCCUGUGGAGAUGUGCCAGUCAUGGAAGGAGCCCCAAACUCUCUUGCCCUACCACGGACCCCACCACUGCCCCAUCGUGAUAGGAUAUACCAGGGCCAACGAAAACCAAGCUCUGAAAUCUGCUGUCAUCACAAAACAACUUCUGAUGAAGUCAUUGUCAAUCAGUAUGUGCUACACCCAUCUACACCUUGUGAGCCCUUGGAGUGCCCCACCUGUGGACACACAUACAACUUUACUAGUAAACGACCUCGGAUUCUUUCUUGCUUGCACUCAGUGUGUGAAGAAUGUCUGCAGAUCCUGUACGAAUCAUGCCCCAAGUAUAAAUUCAUCUCUUGCCCUACCUGCAAAAGGGAGACUGUCCUCUUCACAGACUAUGGACUAGCAGCACUGGCUGUUAACACCAGCAUCCUGAACAGAUUACCGUCUGAGGCUCAUUCAUCCAAUGGAGUGCAAUGGAGUGGUGACCCAGACCGCAGCUGUUACCAGACUUUCAGGCAGUACUGUGGUGCUGCCUGCACUUGUCAGCUACGCAACCCUCUUUCUUCCUGUGCCAUCAUGUAACUUCAGAGCCACAUAUCCUACAUCAUGUGGAACACUAGUAAACUGUGUAUUGGUGCAAGGACUUUGUGAACUGAUUCAGCAGUCAACACACUGGAGAAUGCAAUGUGAAAGAAAACAGCCCUUAUGGACUAAUUACCAAGAAAUGUGAAAGAAGAAAAGCCCUCAUGGACUAGUUAAUAAAUGCAAUACCUCUUAAUUUUUCUGUGUUAGAUGCAGAAGUUUUCAUUUUACCCUUCAUAAGCUUUCAGUCCAUAUCAAUCUGCUAUUCAACUUUAAGAAAAAUAUCAUUUAUGUGCCACUUGGAAGUCUUUUGCUCAUUCUGGUCAGUAAGUCCACAGUAUUAUGAAUGUGACUAUUUUUUUUACUCAUAGCCUCUUUGUGCCUCUUGGCUAUCUUACCAAGGAAGAGGUACCUUUAGUUUAUUCUACAGAAGUUCUCUGUAACGAGGUAGGAGAGAGAUGGUGCUGGUACAUUUAUACUCUGUAGUUCAGGAGCUGAAAUUCAUAUUUAAUCCACAAUCAUACUUGCUAAGUGUUGUGAAUGUAAAAUAUUAUUUUAACAUAGUGGUCUCAGUAAUUUGCUGUGAUGUUGCAUCAUUUGCAGGCUGGUGCCCCCCACCCCAAAGCUCAUACAAGUUUAUGUGGUACAGGGUUAUGAAUUAUAAUGUGCCAAAUAUUUUGCUCUGCUGUGUGACACUCUGCGGGAUUCAGAGCUUGUCUCAUGGUUGCUAUAUUAUUGUCCCCAUUCUGGGUCAGAAACUUAUUUAUUUAUUUUUAUCGCAGUAGUGGUUUUCUCUUCAUAGUUCCCUCAUUGCAGACUUCAUUAUGAAAGUCAGGGUAAUGACAGAACUGCCAAAGGAUUAUAGCCAUUAGGAGAAACAGUAUUGUUCGGCACACAAGGCACAAUCAUUUUCCUCUUCUAAUGGCCUCCAAAUCUUAGUCACAAGAAAUUACAAUGAACCAACCCCUGCCAAAGAUGCACUGUGACUGACAAUACUCCAUUUUUGGUAUAAACAUUACAAGGUUGCACAUCAUCUAAACAAUGUUUGUCUGUGGUCAAUUAACAGUUAAGACCUGCAAGGUAAAUAACAUGUGAUUGUCAUCUGAACAUUCUAGAAUAUUUACUCAGUCAAACAAUAGGAUUUCAAAAAUCUAUUAGGCAAAACAUUUGUAAUUCAGUUCAAGUGUGUUCAGCUAUCCCUCUGCAGAUCUUACACUUUCUUAGAUCAUACUUUGAUGUCGACUAAAAUUUUGUCACCGCAAUGGAAACGAGACAGUGGACCUUUGAAAAGAAUCAAGAUACAGGCCGUCACAUCAAUGUCAGAGUUGCACAGAUGAGGUAUAGUAAAGUGUGACAGAGUAUAUUGUCUGUUUAUUCUGGACGUGUGAUGAGGCAAAAAGAGGAUUUACUUCUGCUAUACAACAUAUUAAACAGGUUUCAGAAAAUACCAUGAUGUAUUCUUGUGUCAAAACUGUUCAUUUAAAUCAUAAAAUAAACCAACCGUCAAUGAUGAGGUAAUAGCAA
Molecule: messenger RNA, 4262 nt
Organism: Protopterus annectens (West African lungfish)
Lineage: Eukaryota; Metazoa; Chordata; Ceratodontiformes; Protopteridae
Gene: RNF208
Product: ring finger protein 208
Exons: 3
Coding region: 1998-2738 (246 amino acids)
Biological process (GO): protein ubiquitination
Molecular function (GO): ubiquitin protein ligase activity
Source: RefSeq, a predicted model, not a curated record